CUUAUCCUUGUGUAACCGCGACUCCGGCAAGGAGUGACCAUCGAGGUACAUGAAAGAAGGACAUGAACUACUCGCAAGGGAAGGGACGGCUUUAUCCGGCCUACAGUCUAAGUGGCAGCGAGGGUGAGGAUAAUACCUCCAGUUUACGUAGUCGCGCCUAUCCACAAAAUAAUCAAACCAACCAAUCCCAUCAUAAUCAUUACAACACAAGUCAACACAAACAGCGUGCAUAUCAACAGCAACAACAACAUCCCCUGUAUCAUAUGCCCGGCAGUGGUGCCGGUCUCAGCGACACACCGACUUCCGGUAACGCAUCUGACGAAACUCUUACUGAUAGUGACCUUAUCACUGUUGCUCGUGAUUCUGCGCUACUCGUCCAUAACGGGUGUUUGUUGGACAGUUCGGCACCACGGGGCCCGCCUGAUGUGCCACCCCGUAACCCCGCAAUGAGCCGGCUCAACGGAAGACUGCCAGGAAGUCACGCAGCGAGCGAUCACGAACGCGAUCCCGAUCUCGAGCCAUCCUGUCUCGUACGCACCCCAUCCGGUAACUUCUACAAUAUACCAAAGAUACCGAAGAAUGAAUACAACAACAAGAAUCAGUCCACGGGGAACAGUCCAAUAAAAGUGGAGCUGCAGAACAACAUGGACAGAGUACCUUUACCUUACGGGCACGCCCCGUCGAUGAUCCCGAUGAGGAGACAAAGCAUCCGCUGUCAUUUCCGCAAGGGAAUCGAUUGGUGCAGCUGGAAACUAAUUGCUAUAGUAGUAAUUAUGCUCUCGCUCUGCUUGACUGCAGCAUUAACCUACGUCGCAGCAUCCCAUUUAGUGAACUGGUCGUACCAAGGCACGAAGGCGUGCUCAGUCUUGGUGGGCGAAAACACUGACGCCAAGCCGUCGUCGGGCGAGGCGAAUAAGACGUCCACGUCGUCCACAUCGACGUCGUCGCAGUCGAGCGGCAGGACGCGGCCGCAGUCAUCGUCAGGAGGUAGUAUUAGCACGUCGGAUAGCAUGUUGUUAGAUGAUGUCGUAUACAGUCGCAAACGUAGAGACACGUUUAACGAGCAUGCGUUGCACCAAACUGUCGCGCCAUCACCCUCUCGUGACCCCGAGGAGAUGUCCUUGACCACUGUCGCUGAGGCGGAGACCUCGGGGUUCGGACAGCGGUCAGUUCCGUUGCAUGAGAAGGAGUCUUCUGGUAAGGUUGUGCAUGAUCCGGAGCAUGUGGAUGGUCAAAGUCCAGUAAGAGGAGCCAUCGACCGUUCGAUCAAAGCUACCAAGGACGCGCCGCCGGAGUCAUCGGGAUCGACGGCUCCCUCGCGGGUGAUACAGCUUGUCGUGAAUGUCUCUUCUACCGCUACUAACUACUCGCACGAUCAUUCAACUCAUACCACUGUCGCCGUCGACCAUCUCGCCUCUUCGUCCUCUGUCUCUGUCGGCUCUGGCAAUUCUCUCGCGUCAGCUUCUGUUCGGCAAUUGCCCCAUAACGAGACGUCCGGCACGACCUCGCGAUCGUCGCAAGACACUUCCGCGAAAUACAUCCCAAAGUUCGCGGCCGCCGAUGGCAACGUACACGUUGCGUCGAAAGCCCCGGUAACGAAACUUAGCCACGAUGACUCCGUGGAUUUCGGCCGCGAUAUCGAUAACAUCGGCACGUCCGAAAGUUCGGACUUUGUCGAAAGCAGUGGCGGCAUCGAGACUACGACGUCUGCAUCCGGCUCGGAGUCUACGAAACUUGGCGCAGAUAGCAGUGACUACAGCCAAGUAGUCGGCGGAACUGCGGAAAAUGGCCGUAACAUUUUCCCCGUCGAUUACAGCGAUAAUAUAGACGAUAGCACUGUAGAACCAACGACCGUAACAGAGAUACGCUUGAACGAGCUAGGAUCAGAGGAUCAACAAUCGAACGUAAGUAAUUCUGAUUCAAGCGGAGAGUUAGUUCCCGUAGAGAUGAAUCGGGAAAAAGUAGAUGCUAGCACGAUUUUGCCUAGUAUGACUAUAGAUAAUAAAAUGGCGCUUAAUACUUUGUCGAGUAAGGACGAGAAUGUUGAAAAGUUUGAAGAUGUAGCGGAGGCCGAAGAUCGUGACGAUGUGUUUGAGGAGAAAAUUAACUCGGAUGAAAAUGAAAGAUCGACCAUCUUUGAAAAAAACAACAGUAACUCGACAAAUAUAAUCACAAAUUCAGAGUCGUUCAACAUCGUGAAAGAAAUGCGGGAACUCUCCAGAGAAUUUGCGUCUUCCGAAUUUGUAGCUUCAUCCAAUUUAGCUAAAACUUCCGAACAGUCUGAGGAACUGCAACGAGACUAUCCUGUGCCGAUUUACAGCUACGGGCAGGACGACAUAGAGAUCGUCGACCUCCAGGACAAGAAGCAACCCGUUGAAACCGCAAAAGCGGAACUCCCUGCUAAAUCACCCGAAUCCAUUCCGAUUCUAAAGAACGACGUAAAGAUGAACGCCGCUCUUCGACAGGAAUGGAAUAAAGACAAUGUACGGAUCAUCGAGAGAGAAAAAAACGACGAAGAGUUUCUUCGAAAGUUUAAAAAGCAGUUCCACGAGGCGUCCACCGCUGACGAAUCUGUUGAAAAUUCUCCAUCGAUCAAGACUAAUUAUAACUCUCCUCCAACAGACACCCUGCAUGAAACGAUGCAUGAUUCAUUGGGCAACGCAUCACCUAGGUUCCCUUCUCGGUCUGACCCUCCUGUGAUGCAGCGGGUUCAGAUCGUAGAGGUACCCGUGUAUCGCGAUCCUUUACAGCCAUCGUCCUCAUUUUCAUCGUCAUCGCAUCGAGUGCUCAUAAACGUAACGAUCGCCACCGAGGAUUCGUCCGCCGUUUCCUCGAAGCCGCUUUACGUCCUGUCAGUGUCGGUACCAACGGAAAGCGGCGCGAUUAGCCAUUCAUCUGGGAUUAACGUCGAUCAGGCGCAGAUGCGCACGGCCGAGCGACUAUCAGAGCCAUCCGCAGCAAGCAUGAAAAAAAUCCCUGCUAACGACAAUAAAUCGAUUGACGCGGUCGAUACGCGAUUACCGCCACCGCCGCAGCCACCUGCCUCGCCACCGGCGCCGAUCUGGGCUGGCGGCGAGUGCGAGUGCUCCUGCCCCUGCAUGGGUUCAUCUUCUGACGAGUGGGACAACUUUUCAGCGAUCGACGACGACGAUUUCGAGCAGGAGCUCGAGAGCGUUAACUCCACUCUGUUAGCCGAGAAUUCCCCCGAGGAGCCGGGGGAAAGACUGACGGAUAAAAGGGACGGCGAAUUAUCCAACAAAGAUUUGGUAAGAUCUGACGCUACCUCCACCACCGAAGACUAUUAUCCUUCCUCGACAGACACCGCUGAGAGUGGUGAGUCAACCAACGAGACCUCCGUGUCGACUUACGAGCCGGAAGUAAGCACUGAUGCGUGGUCUUGCUCUGGGAGCACUCCGCUACCUCCAGAACCCACUAUACUUAUUCUUGAAGGUGCGCGAACGUUCCCGGCGAGGUCCUUCCCGCCCGACGGAACGACCUUCGCUCAGGUCGGUUUAGGUCAGAAACUCAGCAAAGAGAUACCACCGUACGGUUACUGGAACAUGCAGUUUUACCAAUCAGAAGCCGCUUAUGUCCGCUUCGACUACAACAUUCCGCGUGGUGCAAGUAUCGGCGUGUAUGCGAGGAGGAACGCGCUGCCUACGCACACACAGUACGACUUACUGGAAGUUCUCAGCGGUUUUAAGGCUCGGACUACCAGGGCGUCCCAUGUUAGUGUUAUUCCCUCGAUUAAGAAAGAGGUAACCAAAUAUAUGGAGCCGGGACAUUGGUUUCUUUCGCUCUAUAAUGACGACGGAGAUCCUCAUGAAGUGUCAUUCAUCGCUGUAAUCGCCGAGGAUAUGACGCAUAACUGUCCAAAUGGUUGCAGUGGCAAGGGCGAGUGUCUUCUAGGUCAUUGCCAGUGCAAGCCUGGUUUUGGUGGUGAAGACUGCAGCGAGAGCGUCUGUCCUGUUCUCUGCAGUCAAAGAGGCGAGUACAUAAACGGCGAGUGCCAAUGCAACCCCGGUUGGAAGGGCAAGGAGUGCUCCCUGCGACACGACGAGUGCGAAGUACCCGACUGCAACGGCCACGGUCAUUGCACCAACGGCAAAUGCAACUGUGUACGCGGCUACAAGGGGAAAUACUGCGAGGAAGUCGACUGUCCACAUCCGACUUGCUCAGGUCACGGUUUCUGCGCUGAGGGUACAUGCAUCUGUAAAAAGGGCUGGAAAGGUGCUGAUUGCAGUCAAAUGGAUAAGGAGGCACUGCAAUGCCUGCCGGACUGCAGCGGCCACGGGAAUUUCGAUUUGGAGACUCAGACAUGCGUCUGCGAGCCUAUGUGGUCCGGUGAUGAUUGCUCGAAAGAACUGUGCGAUCUUGAUUGCGGCCCUCACGGACAUUGCGUGGACAACGCCUGCGACUGCUUACCAGGCUGGUCCGGUGAGCUGUGCAAUCUGAAGCAAUGCGAUCCUCGCUGCAACGAGCAUGGACAAUGCAAGAAUGGCACGUGUCUAUGCGUCACCGGAUGGAACGGAAAACAUUGCACGAUGGAGGGCUGUCCGAAUUCCUGUUCCGGCCACGGACAGUGCAGAGUGUCGAACGACGCUCAGUGGGAGUGUCAGUGCUAUAAUGGUUGGGACGGCAAGGACUGCAGCGUACUCUUAGAACAAAAUUGUAGCGACGGACGAGACAACGAUAAAGAUGGUCUCAUUGAUUGCGCCGAUCCAGAAUGUUGCUCCAAUCACAUAUGCCAUGGCAGCCAGCUGUGCGUUUCAGCUCCUAAGCCAAUCGAUAUAUUACUACGGAAACAACCACCCGCUAUCACCGCAUCCUUCUUCGAGAGAAUGAAGUUCCUAAUCGACGAGGGCAGUCUGCAGAACUACGCUCGUCAGGAGACCUUCAACGAGAGCCGAUCGGCCGUCAUACGUGGUCGCGUUGUCACACACCUUGGCAUGGGAUUGAUGGGAGUGCGGGUCAGCACCAGCACAACGCUAGAAGGCUUCACCCUCACAAGAGAUGACGGUUGGUUUGAUCUAUUGGUAAACGGUGGUGGUGCCGUAACUUUACAAUUCGGCAGAUCGCCAUUCAAACCACAAAGCCAUAUUGUCUUCGUGCCUUGGAACGAGGUCGUUAUUAUCGACAAAAUCAUUAUGAGCACUGCCGAGGAAAAGCCACCUAUACAUGUUCCGCAUGCGUGCGCGGCUCACGAUUAUGAUCUCAUGAAGCCAGUCGUCCUGGCGACCUGGAAACACGGAUUCCAAGGUGCCUGUCCGGACAAAAGUGCUAUAUUGGCGGAGUCGCAAGUCAUACAAGAAAGCUUACAAAUACCCGGGACAGGCCUGAAUUUAGUAUAUCAUAGUUCUCGAGCGGCCGGUUACCUCUCCACCAUACAACUACAGCUGACUCCGGAAGUCAUUCCGCCAACGUUGAAUCUGAUACACUUGAGGAUCACAAUCGAGGGUAUACUCUUUGAGAAGAUUUUUGAGGCUGAUCCCGUGAUCAAAUUCACUUACGCUUGGAACCGCUUGAACGUUUAUCGGCAACGCGUCUACGGAGUGACAACUGCCAUGGUCAAAGUUGGCUAUGAAUAUAGCGACUGCAAGGACAUCAUCUGGGACGUGCAGACGACGAAAUUGAGCGGUCACGAUAUGUCUAUUUCGGAAGUUGGUGGUUGGAAUCUAGAUAUUCAUCACAGGUAUAACUUCCAUGAGGGUAUCUUACAAAAAGGAGAUGGCUCGAAUAUUUAUCUGAAGCACAAGCCGAGAGUCAUUCUCACCACGAUGGGAGACGGUCAUCAAAGACCGUUGGAAUGCUAUGACUGCGACGGGCAAGCUUCUAAACAGCGUCUCUUAGCGCCUGUUGCUCUUGCCACCGCUGCGGACGGCGCCAUCUUUGUUGGUGAUUUCAAUCUAGUCAGGAAGAUUCUCGUCGAUGGAACAGUUAGAACUGUGGUCAGACUAAACGCAACUAGAGUAUCAUAUCGUUAUCACAUCGCUCUGAGUCCCCUGGACGGCGUUCUCUACAUAUCGGAUCCAGAAUCUCAUCAGAUCAUCCGCGUUCGCGACACCAAUGACUAUACAGAUCCUGAUCGUAAUUGGGAGACAGUAGUUGGUUCCGGCGAACGUUGUCUUCCUGGUGACGAAGCUCAUUGUGGCGAUGGUGCUCUCGCACGAGAUGCCAAACUCGCUUAUCCCAAAGGCGUCGCUGUUUCUGCAGACAACGUUCUGUACUUCGCUGAUGGCACGAACAUCCGAAUGGUUGACAGAGACGGUAUCAUCACCACCGUGAUCGGCAAUCACAUGCAUAAAUCGCAUUGGAAGCCUAUACCCUGCGAAGGCACAUUGAAUGUCGAGGAAGUUCAUCUUCGUUGGCCAACCGAAUUGGCAAUCAAUCCUCUGGACAACUCGCUGCAUAUGAUUGACGAUCACAUGGUCCUCCAACUGGCGCCAGACGGUCGUGUCAAAGUCGUCGCUGGCCGUCCACUUCACUGCGCCUCGCCUUCAGCCUCGUUUGACACGGAACUCGCGACUCACGCCACCCUCGUGAUGCCGCAGAGUGUCGCGUUCGGUCCCUCGGGUGAUCUCUACAUCGCCGAAAGCGACUCACAGAGGAUCAACCGUGUUCGCGUGAUCGGCACCGACGGCAAAAUAUCGCCAUACGCCGGCGCCGAAUCCAAGUGCAACUGCCUGGAGCGUGGCUGUGACUGCUUCGAGGCCGAUCAUUAUCUGGCAUCCACUUCUAAAUUUAACACCAUAUCGGCUGUGGCGGUUUCUCCCGAUGGAGUGGUACACAUCGGCGACCAAGCCAAUUACCGUAUUCGCUCGGUAACAGCAAGUAUUCCUGACGCAAGCGGUGCGCGAGAAUACGAAAUUUAUGCACCCGAUACACAAGAGAUCUACGUGUUCAACCGAUUCGGCCAACACAUUUCCACGAGGAACAUUCUCACUGGUGAGAUCGUGUAUCAGUUUACCUACAAUGUCAACACCAGCAAUGGUAAGCUCAGCACAGUGACGGACGCAGCUGGUAACAAGGUUUUCUUGCUCAGAGAUUAUAGCAGUCAAGUCAAUUCAAUUGAGAACACAAAGGGACAAAAAUGCAGAUUGAGAAUGUCCAGGAUGAAGAUGCUGCACGAAUUGAGCACGCCCGACGAUUACAAUGUUACUUUUGAUUAUCACGGACCAACGGGCUUACUGAAGACAAAGCUUGACAGUACUGGACGUAGCUAUGUUUACAAUUACGAUGAGUUCGGUAGAUUGACAAGUGCGGUGACUCCCACAGGCAAGGUAAUCAGCUUAACGUUUGAUCUCAGUCUGAAAGGUGCUGUGGUAAAAGUCGGACAGAACAACAGGAAGCCUAUCUCAAUGUUGAUUAAAGGAUCGUCCGUCGUCACGAAGAUCGGAGAAGCCGAACAGAGGACGACAGUUCUCGCCGAUGGUUCAGUUGGAAGAGUAACACCAUGGGCUCAUACUGUUAGUACUGACUCAAUGCCAUACUCGAUCCUGGCAGAGCUCGAACCUCUACUGGGCGAAAGUUAUCCUGUACCAGCUAAACAGAGAACGGAGAUCGCCGGGGAUUUGGCUAAUCGCUUCGAAUGGCGAUACUUCCUCCGGAAGGUUCAAGGAAAUAAGAAUCGCGGCAACUCGAAAGCAAUCGCUCAGGUCGGUAGGAAGCUUCGUGUCAACGGUGAAAUCCUGCUGUCUCUCGAGUAUGAUAGAGAGACGAAUACUGUGGCCGUAUUCAUGGACGAUCGGGUAGAAUUGCUAAAUGUCACGUACGACAGAACGGCUAGGCCGGUCAAAUGGGGACCAAGGAAUGGUAUCUUUGCUGGCGUCGAGUUGGAAUAUGAUCGAUUCAGCAGACUGACAAGCUGGACGUGGGGUGACAUUAGCGAAACCUAUGGCUUCGAUAGAUCAGGUCGGCUAUAUGAAAUCAAAUACAGCGAUGGCACGUCAAUGGUAUACGCUUUUAAGGAUAUGUUCAGCAUCCUACCUCUGAAAGUCACUACGCCGCGUGGAAGCGAUUAUCUUCUUCAAUAUGACGAAGCGGGAGCGUUACAGUCGUUGACUACACCAAGAGGACACAUUCAUACGUUCUCUCUUCAAACUUCUCUUGGAUUUUAUAAAUAUCAAUACUAUUCGCCGAUGAAUAGACAUCCUUACGAGAUCCUUUACAACGAUGACGGUCAGAUUCUUGCCAAGGUAUAUCCUCAUCAAAGCGGAAAGGUUGCUUACGUCUAUGAUCACGCUGGAAAACUCGAAACUACACUCGCUGGACUCUCCUCAAUACAUUACACCUAUCAAGAAACGACUAGUUUGGUGCGUAGCAUUGACAUUAACGAGCCAAACUUCGAGAUGCGCAUCGAAUAUAAAUAUCACGCUGGUAUCGUGAAGGAUGAAAAGAUCAAGUUUGGCAGCAAGAGCGGCAUGGAUAAUGCUCAUUAUCGUUAUCAGUAUGACGGUAACGCGCGCAUAUCCGGCAUCGAGGUCGAUAUCAAUGGUAAACAGCUACCUCAGCUUCGUCUCAAGUACAACCAAAAUCUCGGAGUACUAGAAGGCGUCGGUGAUCUCAGAAUAUACAGAAAUCUCUUCAAUAGAUCGGUAAUGCAAGAUAGUAGCAAACAGUUCUUCACAGUCACGGAUUACGACGAACACGGACGCGUUAAAACCGUGUUGAUGAACAUCCGGUCGUUCGAUGUGUUCCGUAUGGAGCUCGAAUAUGAUAAUCGCAAUCGCAUCAAGAUGAGGAAGCUCACUAUUGGAAAAGAGUCGAUGGAGAAGAAAGAGUGGUCCAGAAUGGAGAAAAUCACAUAUAACGCAGAUGGUCACGUAUUGGAGGUAGCAGACACGGAAAAUAAUUGGCAGUACGCAUACGAUGAGAACGGUAAUGUGAUCGGCGUGACCGAACAUAAUGAGAAAAUUGUCUUGGGCUACGACAGUGGCGAUCGAGUUGUCCAGUAUGGUGACGUCGAAUUCAAUUCGUAUGAUGGACGCGGCUUCGUCGUGAUUCGCGGAGAGCACAAGUACAGAUACAACUCGCGCGGCCAGCUGAUUCACGCGUCGGAGCACAAGAAAUUCCAAAUCUGGUACUUCUACGACGACCGUGGUCGACUGGUGUCCAUGAAUGAUGACCGAGAGAACAUCACUCAGUUCUUCUACGCGAAUCCAAAGACUCCGGAUCUUAUAACGCACGUGCACUUCCCGAAAUCAUCUAAGACUUUCCGGUUCCUCUAUGACUCCCGCGAUUUCCUGAUGACCGUAGAAACGUCCGAGCAGCGUUUCUAUGUCGCGACAGACCAAAAUGGCUCGCCUCUCGCUCUCUUCGACACCAAUGGCAAUCUCAUCAAGGAGAUGCGGCGCACUCCGUUCGGCAAGAUCAUUAAGGAUACCAAUCCGGACUUCUAUCUGCCCAUCGAUUUCCACGGAGGUCUCUUCGAUCCAAACACCAAGUUAAUCUAUCUGAACAAGAGACUCUACGAUCCUACUGUCGGUCAAUGGAUGACACCAGCUUGGGAGCAGAUGGCCAACGAACUCACUACACCAACCGACAUUUUCAUCUAUCGCUUCCGCAAUAACGAUCCGAUUAACUUUAAACAGAAUGUUGAAUACAUGACGGAUUUGGGAAGUUGGCUAAAACUGUACGGCUACGAUAUCUCGAUGAUGCUCGGUUCUGAAUAUACGAAGCACAUGGUGUAUCAACCGAGCGCGACUGUCACAUCCCCGCAAUUGACUCCGGACUUUGGUGUGAUGUCCGGUCUGCAGUGCAUCGUAAAUCGUGUACAGGAAAAGUUUUCCGAUCUGGGUUUCGUUCCUAAGCCAUUGUUGAAAUUGGAACCAAAGACACGGAACCUGUUGCCGCGAGUGGCACAUCGUCGAGCGGUCUUCGGCGAGGGUAUCCUGGUAUCGCGUGUCGGCGGUAGGGCUCUGGUGAGCGUGGUGGACGGUGUGAACAGUGUAGUGCAGGACGUGGUGACAUCCGUAUUCAACAAUUCGUACUUCCUGCCAUUGCACUUCAGCGUGCACGAUCAGGAUGUUUUCUACUUCGUCAAGGACAAUGCGUUGAAGAUCCGUGAUGAUAUGGAAGAACUCCAUCGGCUCGGUAGUAUGUUCAAUGUGUCCACGCACGAAACGACCGAGCACGGCGCGGGCACGUGGAAGGAAUUGAGGCUUCACAAUCCAGACGCGGCUGUGGUGAUUAAAUACGGAGCCGAUCCCGAGCAGGAGCGGCACCGUAUUCUGAAGCACGCGCACAAGCGAGCUGUCGAGAGAGCUUGGGAAAUUGAAAAACAAUUGGUGAUGGCCGGUUUCCAGGGUAGAGGCGACUGGUCGAAGGAGGAGAAGGACGAGCUCAUGAGCCGCGGCACGGUCGACGGUUAUGAAGGCGUCGACAUCCACAGCGUGCACAGGUAUCCCCAGCUCGCCGACGAUCCUGGUAACGUCGCGUUCACCCGCGACACCAAGAGGAAGAGGCGGAAGAGCGGCAACAGGCGCAACAGGACUCACAGACACGAUUCGUGAUUCGAGGACACCACGACGCGAGUUCAAAGUAUCGCUUGGGACUUGAUUCGCGCGUGAAUAUGAGAAGCGAGUACGAUGGAAUGGGAGAGAAACGGAGCAACGCGUUGAUAGAAAAUCCUACCACCGCGUACUUGCGUUAAAAUAUGACGUCGCUCCCUUUCUCUCCUCGAUUCUCUUCUCGACCUCUUCUCUCCCUACGCUCGUCGUCGAAACGCAAUGAUCUACCACGAGCGACCACGGAUGCGUCCCGUGUCCGGAGCAACCUACCCCGUCGAUGUGCCAUAAGCGCGUCCACGCGAUCGCGAUCUGUCAUAGAUUCCUAGAUCGAGUAAUCGUACGUGCGAAAACGGCGGGUAUGGGAACGGAUCGCGAAGUGUCAAAAUUAAGCUAGUCGCAUUAUUAACGAAAUGAAGAAUAUAAAGCUUGUUACACAUGGUGAUUAGUUUAUAGAGAAGACGAAGAGACACGAGAGGGAAGGAGAAAGAGAAGAGAGAGGUGAUGAAAAUCGACGCGUGGAGAAUAGAGACGAAAUUACGUGCGUGAACUUUCAAAGUGCCGUCCGCGACGAAAUCCGGUAGUGUUUUCGUGAAAAGGAGGGAGUAUGGAGUGUCUUGGACUUUUUCGGAUCGUCGGUCGAUUAUUCGAGCUGAUGUCAUUCAACAGGGUCUACAAGACACGCGUAAGCACGCACGCGGGAGCGAGAUAUCUCGAGGUUGCCGCGUCGAAAUCGGAAGAUGCGGGGCGAGAGGAUAAUUUUUCAAUACAAAAAAUACGCUGACGUUCUCCGAACGUCUAGUUAUUUGACAGUCUGUUCGGGAUGCUCUCACCUCGCAUCUCUGAUCGGGGGAUAUCCUCCCGAGGGUGGAUAUGUCUGAACAAACUAUCCGUGGACGUCGCCGUAGAUCGUGUCGCGAGACGUCGUAGGAAAAGCGAGAGAGAGAUUAAGAGAGAACGAGAGAGAGAGAUUGAGAGAGAGAGAAAGAGACAAAGGAGAGCAGAUAUACAGCAGAUAUUUUUAACAAGGCGCAAAUUUGGUGUACUAGAUGCGAAACAAGCAAUUGUAAAUAUAGCUACUCGAACUCUUAAUGGUAAAUGUAGAUAAAA
This is a messenger RNA of Trachymyrmex cornetzi, 11615 nucleotides long. RefSeq names its product teneurin transmembrane protein Ten-m (gene Ten-m). The transcript is spliced from 16 exons. Bases 63 to 10511 code for a protein of 3482 amino acids. The record is from RefSeq and is a predicted model, not a curated record. NCBI's taxonomy places the organism in Eukaryota, Metazoa, Arthropoda, Insecta, Hymenoptera, Formicidae. Gene Ontology annotation, biological process: motor neuron axon guidance.